Octopus bimaculoides (California two-spot octopus) is the source of this 2254-nucleotide messenger RNA. RefSeq lists its product as uncharacterized. Gene Ontology annotation, cellular component: nucleus. Lineage: Eukaryota; Metazoa; Mollusca; Cephalopoda; Octopoda; Octopodidae. Gene Ontology annotation, biological process: regulation of transcription by RNA polymerase II. Gene Ontology annotation, molecular function: DNA-binding transcription factor activity, RNA polymerase II-specific. The record is from RefSeq and is a predicted model, not a curated record.
AGUGCCAAGAAAAAUUCACAAGUUUUGGAAAUGAAACGAAAGCAAAAAUGCACAUGAAACAACAUUUAAUCAAUCAUAUCGAUCAGCUAGUGUAUGAAGCAAAUGAUCCAGAAAGGAAAUACCGAUUUAUAUUUACUGCUGAACCAGUUCAUGUCCGGAAAAGGAAAUUAUCUGAAGAAAAAGCUAAAAAGAAGAGAUCGAACUAUGUGAAUUGUAAUCCUUUAAACGGGAGCAACAUCAACUGCAACAAGACUAUUAAAACUUUCACUAAUCUAAAAGCAACCAAAGAAGUUAGUCGAGAAAAUAAGAUGCCAACACCGAAGAGAAAUACUGUUGAUAUGAAUGGACCAGUGAGGUCGACAAGAAAAAAUAAUUUGUCUGAGAGAGAGAUAAAACAAUCAAACGAGACUGUAAAAAAUGUUAGUUCUCCAAAAAAAGUUAUGGCACAGCAUAACCUUAACAAAGAAACCAAACUUAAAAAAUCCCCUAAAUGUAAAACCAAAAAGGUUUCUUCCAAAUCUGUUCUUUUGGUGAAUGAAGAUGAUUUAAAAUUUGUAAGCACACAAGUUGCAGACGAAACGGCUAAAAAGGAGGAAGGAAACUGUGCUUCUAAGAAAGACAUUGUCAAGAAGAUUGACGGAAAUAAUGAAGAAUUUAUUUUAGAUUUGUUAAGGAAUACUCACCCACAUCAUGAUCAUUGUUACACGACGGUAUCCGGUAAGAAAUGUCUUGUUGAAACAUGUUCUGUAUAUUCAGAUCAGGAAGAGGACAAUUCUAGCAAUCACUCAGCAGAUGUCGAUGACAGUUCUACAUUUGAUAGCAGACCAUUAUUGCCAAUAUUGGAAUUAGAUUUUUGCAGUGAAGAUAUACCUACCGUGGCCUCUGAAGAGAUUGUGGACAGUUCAUUGCUGACCGAAGACGAUGACUCUUUGGGUCAUUGUGGACAUAAACCAUAUCCCCCUAUGCCGAAAUCAGCUUUAGCCAAAAAAGGGAAACUCCAGGUGCCAGAAGAGAAUGAAUCCCUUAGCGAAGGAGAAGCAGUGGAAUAUAACGCCCCUUGUCCCAAGAAGAAGAAGAAAGAUUUUGAGAAGAAUACAGCUGCUGAAUUAGAAAGGAAAACCGCAUUACGUUGCAUCAGGGAAUUGAAAGGCCGCAAGAAAGAUGAUAAAAUUGCUCUUGCUUGUCAAAUUUGUCUUGACAAGACUUUUACAGCCAGUGCAACUCUAAUGUACCACUAUCGUAGCCAUGCUGGAAUUAAACCAUUUGUGUGCCUUCUGUGCAGUACCACAUUUACAAGACAACACAGUCUCAACUAUCACAUGUUAAUCCAUAACAAUCAAAGCCGUUUCACUUGCAAAGACUGUGGCAGAAAAUUUCGGCAUCCCAGCCAUUUUAAGGAGCAUUUGCGACGACACACAGGAGAAACUCCGUUUGAAUGCAAAGACUGCCCACAAAAAUUCAAAACACGUAACACAUAUAAAAGACAUUUGAAAACAAGACAUGGCAAGUUGCUUACUGCUGCAGGUAUUCACGUUUUAUCAAAGGAAGAAUUUCUGAAAGUUAGAACUAAACCAUACAAGAAAUAUUACACUCUAAAACACACAGAAUCUGUUAAAGAACAAUUAAUGCCUGAAUUAGGGGAUUCCCAAUUAGUGAGUCCAUGUUCUGAAUCUGUUUACAAUCCAGUGCCUACAACAUCGAAUAAUGCCUCUAAUUUCACAAACACUAUUGAAAAACCAUCAACUGCUAUAAUUAAUUCUACAGACAACUCUUUCUAUAUCCCAUUUGAAAUAUCUGUUAAUUCAUGAAGGAAAUGGUUUAGAUGUUCUUUCAGGUGUUGCCUAUGUUUCUCAUUUUGAUAAUGUUUGACCAUAAUUUGAUAGUUAUACCAUAGUGGUAUUUUCAAGAUGGUACAACUGAAGCCAAAAAUUAAGUUUCUUAAACAAAACUAAAACAAAAAAAAAACUCCUCCAACAAAAUUGUGUUCUUCAUGCGGAAGAGAAUUUGGAUUAUUUUGAUAACCUAUUUCUUUAUCAACAGUACAUAUAUAUAUGUAUAUAUACACAUACACACACACAUACACACACACACAUAUAUAUAUAUACAUACACACAGACAUGUACAUAUGUAUAUAUAUAUAUACAUACACAUGUACAAAUGUGUGUGUGUGUGUGUGUAUACAUAUAUAUAUAUAUAUAUAUAUAUAUAUAUAUAGAAUGUUGAAAAGGAACACAUGAGUUGAUAUAUAUAUGUG